UAAUGCUUCACUGUGAUUGCCAGGCGUGAGAGCUGACUAAUGCUGUUCUUGAAAUGUUGCGCAGUUUACGCGUGUUUGGGAAAGUGCAGGGAUAUUUGAUCCUGUUUACUGACACAAAUCUAGUCCGGGGUUUUAGGGUACAAGAGUUAGAUUGGCUCUUGACCAAGAUGCUGGGUGGGACUCACUGUUGAAUUGGACGUUUGUAAAAGCUCCACACUCCUUCCUGUUUGGUUGCUAUGGAGCAACCGCUGGGGGACUCUGAUGAUUUAGAGCCACAGGACCUCUCCUCCACCCACAGCCUUCCCGCUGUGAUGGACCUGACCAGAAAAGGUGAGGAAUGCCUCUUGAAAGCCAACUCCAUGGACGUCCUACAGGUGGUCAAGCCUCCCAGCUGGUACCCAAACUUCCCUGAGACUGACCACGACCACAGGCUUCAACCAGUAGACCAGAUCCAGCCAGACAAUGCCUUCUCCAACACUACAGUCACUCUCUCAUAUGUGAGCCGGUCUCAUGUGUUCUCCCAGCAGCAUCCCUCUCUCUCCCAGCAGCAUCCCUCUCUCUCCCAGCAGCAUCCCUCUCUCUCCCAGCAGCAUCCCUCUCUCUCCCAGCAGCAUCCCUCUCUCUCCCAGCAGCAUCCCUCUCUCUCCCAGCAGCAUCCCUCUCUCUCCCAGCAGCAUCCCUCUCUCUCCCAGCAGCAUCCCUCUCUCUCCCAGCAGCAUCCCUCUCUCUCCCAGCAGCAUUCCUCUCUCUCCCACCAUCCCUCUCUCUACGGUGUCCCGUCGAUCAGCAGGUUCUCAACAAUGGAUGGCUACCUGCAGCAGGUGGAUAGGCCUCUGGGCUUCGCACCUCGGUCGGAAAUGUUUGACUCUAUCCCUCCAGCCCAGGUGGUGGGUGAGAAUGUCGCAGGGGUGUGUCUGAUGCAGCAGUCUCAUGAAAUCAAUGGCCAUCGAGUUGCCAGUAACGGAGGAGUGGAGAAAUACAAGCCUCAACAGAGAGGGAGUUCAAUUAAACACACUCUUUCUCAGGACCCAGUCAACAAAGGAUUGCAGAAUGGCCAGGGUAGUAGCAGCUGGUCCAACUCUGCCAUCUGUAUCGAUUCCUCCCCAGAGUCUCUCACUACAGACAUGGAGGAUGGUCAGAGGGCUUCAGAGGUUCUCUUUCUCAUCUCUAGAACAGAGGAGCCAGUCCUGAUGCAGGACAGCAGGAGUCCCAGGGACCUGUGUUCUCCGAAUAGGGACUAUAUCAGUCCUCUGGAGGACCCGGUCUCUCCCUCUGUCUCACUGGACGACGUAGAGGAUGGGCUCAUUCUGCCUCAGCCCUCCUGCUCACCCUGUGCAUACAAUUAUUCACCAGACGACACGGCUGAUACCUGCUGGGAUGAGCUGGGGAAAGGAGGACCUGGGCUGUCUGCAGUACAGGGGACAAGGGCUAAUGGUGAGAAUACACCAAGGUUAGAUUACAGCAAGGACUUCCAGCAGCCAGGACAUAAACCCAAGACAGCUUCGGAGCCUAUUGUUGAUUUGACAGAAGACGAGAGCACUGUGCCAGAGGUUUCAGAAAAGAAACCCAAGCAGACAGCUGCUACUCACCUGAAUGGUAAUGUCAAGGUAGAGCAGAGGACUUCUGAGAGGAAACAACUUCCCCCUCGCUCUGGCAGGGGAACCAGGCUAGAGGCCAUAGUGAUGAAUAUAAACCCUAACUGGUAUAAAGUAUCUACUAAGAAGCCCAAGUCUCAGACGAAUCCCCUGACCCAGAGCAGUCCAUCUAAAGCCGGUGUUAGUCCUAACGAACAGACCUCAUUUGUAGUGAAGAAGAAGGUCCAGAAUAAAGCAGAGUCUAGCUGUGAGGAAGAGACUAAAGUACAGGCGGCAGCCUCACUGACCGGUCAUAUGGAUAACAUUUACACAAACACAGGCCGUUGCAUAGAGUCUACCUCAGAUCCGGAACAUGCCCGUUUUUCGAAAUACCCACACAACCACCGCACAUCUCCGAUAACCUCCAGUCUGCCCUUUGCUCCAGACAAAGAUUUAGAGAAGGAGUCGGAACACAGAGAGUCAGGUCCCGAGCCCUCCUCUGAGGUGAAUUUACUGACUGUAUCGCCGUCACUUAAAACAUCUCCAAAGAAACCCGGGAAGCAUAAAGCUGAAACUACAAGCAGCGAAGCAGCUGCUCCCACAGCCAAAACAAGGAAGGUGACCCCUGCUCCCAAGAAGAAAAGGAAGAAACCCAGACUGGAUCAGUCCUCAAUAUUCUCCCCUCGGGAGCCUGAGAUCAAACUGAAAUACAUCAACUACAAGGAGGAGAAGAGGGACAUGAGGGUGGACACGUUCUCUCCUUUCAUCCACAUAGAGCAUAAGCCCUCCUCCACCUCCCCCGCCAACUGUACUGUCAUCAACUACCCAGAGGAGGAGAAGCCCAGGCAGAAUGGCCAGGGGCAACAGCAGGCUGGAAGUUCAUUAUCCAGGGGUUUCAUCCCAGGGGCUGUACCCUCCACUUCCUGCCUCCAGCUGGGCCGUAUCUCCACCCACAGCCAAUACCACAGCUCCCUGGUCUGCUGCCUGUGUGGAGGCUCGGCUAACGCCAUGGACCUUGGGGACCUCCACGGGCCAUACUACCCUGAGGGAUACAGACCCAGCACUGAAGCCCCAGCUAGCAAACCAGGCCUCAAAGAAGAGGAGGAUCUCAGUGACUCUGACUCAUCCUGCAGCGUGAGAGGCCGGGGUAGAAAGUGUGCAAUGGUCCCCUGGCCCCACAAACCUGACCCCCGGCUGAAACGGGAGGGCCUGCUGGGGCGGUGGACCAGUGACAGCGACCCCUCAGGCAGCCCUGGAGCUAAGAGGGUCAGGAUUGAGGUUGGGCCUUCGGUAACAUCUGGGUCCAGGGCUGCAGUGGAUGACUGGUAUGUUCCCCCGGUGGUGCCUCUGGACCAAUGUGAGUACUGGCUCCACGAGGACUGCAGCAUCUGGUCUGCAGGUGUGUUCCUGGUGAAGGGAAGGGUCUACGGCCUGGAAGAGGCAGUCAAGGUGGCUCAGAAGACGACGUGUUCUCGAUGCCAUAACCCAGGUGCCACGUUGGGCUGCUUCAUCAAAGGAUGCCCCAACAAGUAUCACUACAGGUGUUCCCUACAGUCAGACUGUGUCCUCAAUGAAGAGAACUUCUCCAUGAAAUGCACCAAACACAAGAACAAGUCGUUCCAAGGCCUUCCUGGGAGCAGAAGAGACAACCGGUGACACAACCAGAAGACAGACUUGAUUACACAUGGCUAGUUGUUCUCUUUCACAUUUAUACAUGACAACACCAUCUCUUUUCUGGUUGUUGUCCCCUUUAUUUCAGCGUUACUGGCCUGCGUGUGAGUCACACAUCUGUUAGUGUUUUUACAUAUUCUAACAGUCUUCUUUGAUCACAAUGAUGGUAAUAGGAUAUUUCUGUUUUAUAUCCAAAUUGCUAAAUGUUAUGUCUUUGUUUGAAAACAAUAGGUAUAUAUUUUUUCUUCCAUCCUGUGGCGUUACGAGGGGGUUUCUCCUGUGAACCCGGUAACUGUGGCAACGCUGUAACUGUCCUCUGGAUUGACAGCUGGGCUGGGGCCGGAAUGCAAAACACCCACAAACCUUAAACUGGCUUUCUGCACCUCUGCUACCUUUCCUGUUAUCUUCGCCACAUAAAGCACUGCGAAGACUAAGCAGGAGACCAAGGCUGUCCUAAUGUUCUGCCGCCUCUCCUGGUUCUGGACUGACUGCCAGCGGUGGGUUGUAGAUGGGCCAAUGACUGAACAGAAGAGUUGGGAGCAGGGCCCAAUGCCACCAUUUGAUUGAAGAUAGCACGUGUUUAGCUUAUAGCUUAUGGCUAAACACGUGCUAUCGCUUUAAUUAUUUAUUAGGAAAAAGGAUUCUCCCUUUUUUUAAAAAUUGAAAUGUUGGAGAUAUUUAAUUUUAUAAAGCUUUUUAAAGUAUGUAAUUUAUAUUUUGGCUUAUUUAUUUUGGGGAUCUUGUGGCUUUAGUUUUUUACUUUGCCAUUGACUCAGAGGUGUGUUUGUAGACUGCACUUGGUAGAGGAGCUGGUGGUUGUAUAGUGGAGGUGUGUUUGUAGACUGCACUUGGUAGAGGAGCUGGUGGUCGUAUAGUGGAGGUGUGUUUGUAGACUGCACUUGGUAGAGGAGCUGGUGGUCGUAUAGUGGAGGUGUGUUUGUAGACUGCAUUUGGUAGAGGAGCUGGUGGUCGUAUAGCGGAGGUGUGUUUCUAUGCAUCGAAGUUAUGAGUGAGAACCUCAACACUGAAGACUGCACUUGGUAGAGGAGCUGGUGGUCGUAUAGCAGUGGUGUGGAGACUGGUGCAGAAUGGUUUAUCGACAGAACCAUAUCUGAUUACAAUACAGGUACCUGAGAUCUAUUCAUAAAGACCAUACUUUACUACAUGGGAUGAAAAAUAAUGCCAGAUUCAUCUGAUUUUAGUUCUGAGGGUGUGACGAGCCAUUUCAACUGAUUCUACUUGCCCUUUUUCUUUCUCAUUUGAUGGUGAUAUUAAUCAUUGAGGGUUAACUGUUUCUUACCUGUAUCGUAUAUUCAUUUUGUGAAUGUACUUCCUCUACUGAGGGAUGUUGCUGAAAGCACUUUGGAGUGGCACUUUAAUGUACGGAACUGUUAAAUCAUAUAAAGUUAAGGCAUGUAUGCAUAACCCUCACCAAAGUGGACUCACCCUGGCCUGUAGCAUCUAAUCCACGACUCGCCCCCACAUACAGUGCAUUCAGGAAGUAUUCAGACCCCUUGACUUUUUUUUCCACAUUUUGUUACAUUAUUCAAAAAUUGAUUCCCCCAAAACAUCCCCCUCACCAAUCUACACACAAUACCCCGUAAUGACAAAGCAAAAACAGGUGUUUAGACAUUUUUACGAAUGUAUUAAAAAUGAACUGAAAUGUUACAUUUCCCCACAUCGUGAUGCUACCCCCAUUCUUCACCAUAGGGAUUGUGCCAGGUUUCCUCCAGACGUGACACUUGGCAUUCAGGCCAAAUAGUUAAAUCUUGGUUUCAUCAGACCAGAGAAUCUUGUUUCUCAUGGUCUGAGUUUUUAGGUGCCUUUUGGUAAACUCCCAAGCGGGCUGUCAUGUGCUUUUUUUACUGAGGAGUGGCUUCCAUCUGGCCACUCUACCAUAAAGGCCUAAUUGGUGGAGUGCUGCAGAGAUGGUUGUCCUUCUGGAUGGCCCUCCCAUCUCUACAGAGGAACUCUGGAGCUCUGUCAGUGACCAUCAGGUUUUUGGUCACCUCCCUGACCCAAGGCCCUUCUCCCCUGAUUGCUCAGUUUGGCCAGGUGGCCAGCUCUAGGAAGAGUCUUGGUGGUUCCAAACUUCUUCCAUUUAAGAAUGAUGGAGGCCACUGUGUUCUUGGGGACAUUCAGUGCUGCAGACAUUUUUUUGGUACCUUUACCCAGAUCUGUACCUCGACACAAUCCUGUCUCGGCGCGCCUUUCCAAAUCAUAUCCAAUCAAUUGAAUUUACCACAGGUGGAUUCCAAUCAAGUUGUAGAAACAUCUCAAGGAUGAUCAAUGGAAACAGGAUGCACACGGGCAAAAUUGGGUCUCAUAGCAAAGGGUUUGAAUACGUAUGUAAAAAAGGUAUUUCUGUUUUUAAUUUUUAAUACGUUUGUAAACAUUUCUAAAAACCUGUUUCUUUGUCAUAAUGGGUUAUUGUGUGUCGAUUGGGAAUUAUUUAUGACGUUUUAGAAUAAGGCUGUCAUGUGGAUAAAUUCAAGGGGUCUGAAUACUUUCUGAAUGCACUGUUAUCGUUAGUAUCAUCAGUACAGAGAACUUGUUUGUUUCAUUGACACCAUGGCUUUAUCGAUCUCGCUGGUGCAGCUGUCAGAGACUAAAGUGAUUGGUCCACACAUCUUCAUUACCAGUCAUGUGCUCUGAACUUUCCUCGGCUGUUUUUACUGGGACUCAUUUUACAUUUUAGUUUAUUUUCUUGAAUUACAUUUACAAAGAUGGUAGUUCAAGCCAACACUUCCAUUACCCACAAUACCUUACACAUGCAUCAUAUGUUUAAACAAUGGCACUUUUUUUAUUUUGUUUUUAUGUACAUCAAUUGAUGUAAACUGACUUGAUUUUAGAUCAGCUCUACGUCUGUAGAAUUCCACUAAGUAUAGACCCGUAGCGCUACAGUCGGUCUCUAGUUUCUAACUGUCUACCACAUGUUUGGGUUUACAUGAUCCUUUACCGGGUAGCAGUUGAUUUUGGUUAGCAUGGUCGUGUUCUUCCUUCUCCUUUUCAUCUGUCUGGCUGAACUCCUCUCUCUUUCUCUUCUAAACUACUGUCUUUCUCCUCACCAGCUUUGGUGCAGGGACAAAUCAGUCAGUGUUCAUGAUGUUGUCUUCUGUUGCAUCAACACAACUAACCAGGGCAGCUACCCUGCGCCUUCUGCUGUAGAUGUCAACAGCAGGUCUGAUAGACCUGUACAUUUAAGAGAUGUCACUGUGGUCGUCGUCUCUGUUUGUGCUUUUCCGUUGUGGCAAUAGGGGCAUUGUGUUUCUGUCCGAGUCCUGUGAAGUCAGUCUGUCUGUACAGGGAGCCCAGAACAGCAGUGAUGAUGAAUUUUAAAGCAGGCCUACUCCCUGGGAGAGGAUUCCCUACACAGCAGGAGAUGUGUGGGUGUGUUCCAAUAUCCACACUUAUAUAGCACCUAGAAUAAAGCAAUGUAUUGGGUAUGUGUUCUAAGUGGUAUUCUAGUAUAGCUACACAUCAGAAACUAUUCUACCUAGCAACACGGCUGUCUUUUUUUUUCUCUCUCUCUGUUUUUGUUCUCUGUGCUGCAGGGAAACAGAUUUGUAUCCAAUACUGAGCUAAAUGAUCGCCAGCCACUUUCCUUAAUUGCUGAUGUUGCUGCUUUUAAUCAAACCGAUGCGUUGUACCAAAUAUGACUUUUGGACUAUCAUUUCCAUGGUUGUGAAAUGUGUUUUUGGUUUGUAAUGUUAUAAUGUGUCCGUGUCUAAAUCUCAGGGCUGAGUCUCUCUAAUUAUUCUAAUGAUAUUAUUUAUCACAUAUUGACUAACUGGAGCAAUGUUAAUAUUGAGUUGCACCCCCCACCCCUAUGUUGACUCCAUUGUGCCCCACUGUUGUGUCAAGUCAAGUUGACUGGAUGUCCUUUGGCUGGUGGACCAUUAAUGAUAAACGGGAAACUGUUGUGUGGAAAAACCAGUGGCGUUGCAGUUCUUGACACAAACCCGGUGCACCUACUACCACACCCCCGUUCAAAGGCACUUCAAUCUUGCCUCUUGCCCAGUCACCCUCUGAAUUGCUCACAAACACAAUUCAUGUCUCUAUAUUGUCUCGAGGCUUAAAAAUACUUUAACCGGUCUCCUCCCCUUCAUCUACACUGAUUUGAAGUGGAUUUAACACACUGACAUGUAAGGGAUCAUAGCUUUCACCUGGAUUUACCUGGUCAUUCUGUCAAGGAAAGAGCAGGUGUUCUUAAUGUUUUGUGUGCUCGGUGUACAGUACUGGUUAAAAACCUUUUCCCUCGCAGUUCCAAUGCCUUUAUCUGUGUUGUCAACCAAAACACCACUGACUGACGUUUUGACAAGGACUGCCAACGCGAAUGUCACUUCUCAUCUCUCCUUUUAUUUUACGGCAACAAUACAGAUGCUAUUUUGUACUUUGUGGCUUACCUCAGCGUAACAGAGGUAAAUGUAACUUAAAUAAAUAUUUUGUAAAAAACCCUC
Molecule: messenger RNA, 7705 nt
Organism: Oncorhynchus kisutch (coho salmon)
Lineage: Eukaryota; Metazoa; Chordata; Actinopteri; Salmoniformes; Salmonidae
Product: transcription factor 20
Exons: 5
Coding region: 237-3230 (997 amino acids)
Biological process (GO): regulation of transcription by RNA polymerase II
Cellular component (GO): nucleus
Source: RefSeq, a predicted model, not a curated record